UUCUCUCUUUCUUUCUCUCUCUCUCUCUCUCUCUCUCUCUCUCUCUGUCUCUGUAACUUUCCCUCGCCUCACGUACAUUAGAACGCGGUGCUGCUCUUCCCAAUCAGACGGUGGGUUGAGAGGGAAAGAGAGAGAGAGAGAAAAAAAAAAAAUUCAAUCGAGAGAGAGAGAGAGAGAGCGAUAAAAAUCUCUUCUUCAUCAUCUACCUUUCUCUCUCUCUUUGGGCGCAUCGUCGAUCAACAUGAACGAGAAGGCCAACGUUAGCAAAGAGCUCAAUGCCAAGCACAGAAAGAUACUAGAAGGGCUUCUUAGAUUGCCAGAAAACAGGGAGUGUGCCGACUGCAAAAGCAAGGGUCCUCGAUGGGCUAGUGUAAAUCUUGGCAUCUUUAUAUGCAUGCAAUGUUCUGGUAUCCAUAGAAGUCUUGGAGUGCAUAUAUCAAAGGUGAGGUCUGCUACUCUGGACACAUGGCUUCCAGAACAGGUUGCAUUUAUACAAUCAAUGGGAAAUGAGAAGGCAAAUAGUUAUUGGGAAGCUGAGUUACCCCCGAAUUAUGACAGAGUUGGGAUUGAGAAUUUCAUCCGUGCAAAGUAUGAAGAGAAGAGAUGGGUUCCUAAAGAUGAAAAUUCAAAACCACCUCCUAGAGGAUUAGAAGAAAAGGCUUCUGUGCAGUGGCAGAGACCUGGUAAUAUGAGUGGGCACAAUUAUGCCAACAAUUCUGAAAAUUCAUCUGAGGAGAGGAAGAAAUUUCAAGCACCUAGUAUGAAGGACAGUGGUCCUCCUGUUAUGGGAUUCAGUAUACCAGUGCCUCCAAAGGGACCUGAGCCUGUUGCUUCUGCACCAAAGACUGAACAGGUUAUUCAGAACUCAGAACCAGCAGUUCAAUCUGUUGAAUCCACAAAGCAGGUGGCAGACGCUAGUCCAGCUGUCUCUCCCCCUAAAGUUGAUUAUGCUACUGACCUUUUCAACAUGCUGUCAAUUGAUGGUCCUAGCGAAAACGGAUCCGAAGCAACCUCUGGUGAUGAUAAUGCAUGGGCAGGUUUCCAGUCUGCUGCAGAAGGAUCAACAGCUGAUAAAACAGCGUCUGUCAAACCAGCUGAUAGUAAGGUCCAGUCUACGCCUGGUAUUGAAGAUCUAUUUAGUGACUCUUCUUCACAGACACCUUCUAUGGUCGCAGAGAAGCCUCAAAAAGAUGUUAAAAAUGAUAUCAUGAGCCUUUUUGAAAAAUCAAAUAUGGUAUCACCGUUUGUUGCUCAUCAGCAGCAACUUGCAAUGUUAGCCCAGCAGCAGUCUCUCCUUAUGGCUGCUGCAGCUAAAUCUGGUGUGGUGCCAAAAUUCCCUGGCAAUGCACAAUCAGGUUCCACUGGUACAAACUUGCCCACUCAAAAUUGGCAGAAUGUUGGCUUCCAGUUUCCUGGAAUGGUGAUGCCAACAGCUGGAAAUAAUGAUCUACAUAAAUACAUGCAGCAGGUUGGAAGCAUGGGACAAAUGUAUCCAGUUGGGAGCUCUGUUCCAUUCCAAGCACCAUCAAGCAAUUAUGCUAUGGGGCAAAACGCUUCUAGUAAUGGUGUGGCAUCAGCUGGAACUGGUAAAACGCCGUCUGUCUCCCCAGUCUCAUCUGCAGCUCCUGCACAGUCAGGAAAAGAUUUCGAUUUUUCUUCAUUGACACAAGGGAUGUUCUCAAAAUCCUGAGACUGCCGCUGGGAAAUUGAUUUCCAGCUUUAGCCAUGGCAUGACAAAGGAAUACAUCGCAGGAAAAAAGCUACCGUUUUGGAGGUAGUUCACAUGCUCUGGGGGUUGUAAACUAUAUGUAGAGGUGGCAGAGUUUAUCAGGUUUCUCCCUCUUUCAUCUUUCCUUUAUUGUUAUAAUUUGGGUGGCGGCUUCAUUUGUACGAGCAUAGCAGGCAUGUGUGGAUUAAUAAGUUAGGUUUUGAUUGAUUGAUUGAUAUCAUCCUUUCACUCUCCUGUUUUCGACACAUUACGAUAUAUAGCACAUGUGAAUUUAUAUUUGAGAUGAUAA
Molecule: messenger RNA, 2018 nt
Organism: Diospyros lotus (date-plum)
Lineage: Eukaryota; Viridiplantae; Streptophyta; Magnoliopsida; Ericales; Ebenaceae
Product: ADP-ribosylation factor GTPase-activating protein AGD5
Exons: 11
Coding region: 242-1690 (482 amino acids)
Molecular function (GO): GTPase activator activity
Source: RefSeq, a predicted model, not a curated record